This is a messenger RNA of Saccharomyces paradoxus, 618 nucleotides long. It is a transcript of the gene UBC8, whose product is annotated as E2 ubiquitin-conjugating protein UBC8. Gene Ontology annotation, cellular component: nucleus. Lineage: Eukaryota; Fungi; Ascomycota; Saccharomycetes; Saccharomycetales; Saccharomycetaceae. Gene Ontology annotation, biological process: protein polyubiquitination; ubiquitin-dependent protein catabolic process. The record is from RefSeq and is a predicted model, not a curated record. Bases 1 to 618 code for a protein of 205 amino acids. The transcript has a single exon. Gene Ontology annotation, molecular function: ubiquitin conjugating enzyme activity.
AUGAAACUCUUGAUGAGUGACCAUCAGGUGGAUUUAAUCAACGAUAGCAUGCAAGAGUUCCAUGUAAAAUUCUUGGGACCAAAGGAUACACCUUAUGAAAAUGGCGUUUGGAGGUUACAUGUAGAAUUACCGGAUAAUUAUCCAUACAAGUCGCCAAGCAUAGGGUUCGUCAACAAGAUAUUCCAUCCUAACAUUGAUAUCGCAUCAGGGUCUAUAUGUUUGGACGUAAUUAAUUCUACAUGGUCACCUUUAUAUGAUCUGAUAAAUAUAGUGGAGUGGAUGAUACCAGGUUUAUUAAAGGAACCUAAUGGUAGUGAUCCCUUGAAUAACGAAGCUGCCACAUUGCAAUUACGAGAUAAAAAACUGUAUGAGGAAAAAAUCAAAGAGUAUAUAGAUAAGUAUGCUACAAAGGAAAAGUACCAACAGAUGUUUGGCGGAGAUAACGAUAACGAUGAUAUUGAUAGCGAGGGUGACUUACAAGAAGAGGACAGUGAUUCCGACGAAGAUAUGGAUGGUACUGGUGUUUCCAGUGGCGAUGAUAGCGUAGAUGAGUUGAGUGAGGACCUAAGCGACAUUGAUGUUAGUGAUGACGAUGACUACGACGAGGUUGCAGUUUAG